CGGCUACCCCGCCUACGUCUCAAUCAAGGCUAUUGAAAGUCCCAACAAGGAUGACGACACGCAGUGGCUGACUUACUGGGUUGUGUAUGGCGUUUUCAGCAUAGUGGAAUUCUUCUCUGAUAUAUUUCUGUCCUGGUUCCCUUUCUACUAUAUGCUAAAGUGUGGCUUCCUGUUGUGGUGCAUGGCUCCAAGUCCUUCUAAUGGGGCAGAGUUUCUCUAUCAUCGAAUUAUCCGGCCUUUCUUUCUGAAGCAUGAAGCUCAGCUCGACAGUGUUGUUAAAGACCUGAAAGACAAGGCUGCAGAGACUGCAGAUACCAUCACUAAAGAAGCCAAGAAAGCAACAGUGAACUUACUAGGUGAAGAAAAGAAGAGCACUUAAACUAUUAACUGGAUAAAGUUUCCCUACCACCUCCUUUAUGAAGCUUGAUGUUACUGGGAGCUGUGGUAUAAUUUUGCGAAUAUUGCCUUGGAAAAAUUUUGAUAUGUUAAAGGAAUGUGUUGUAAGUUUGCUGACUACUUUGCUGUGUCUGUAUAGAAAGUAAGCAUUUUUAUUUAAAAGCAAUGCAGUGGGCAGCAUCUGAAGCUUAAUGGAAAUAUUUUAUCUAUCUUCAUGCAGAAGAAAUCUUUCAGUAAUAUCUUUCUGCAGUAACGUAAAUAAAAAGUAUAUAUCCCA
Messenger RNA from Charadrius vociferus (killdeer), 673 nucleotides. RefSeq names its product receptor accessory protein 5 (gene REEP5). The transcript is spliced from 4 exons. The coding region runs from base 152 to 379 and encodes 75 amino acids. Lineage: Eukaryota; Metazoa; Chordata; Aves; Charadriiformes; Charadriidae. The record is from RefSeq and is a predicted model, not a curated record.